GAUCUCCCCCACCCCUCCCUCCUCUACGGCCAAAUCAGUGGCGGAGCGUUGCUUGACCAUACUUCACCAUUCAGGCUGGUGGGAGCGGUGUGAGUCGGGCGGCGGCGGCGGUGGUGGAGAGGAGGGUGGAGAAGGAGAUCCGAUUUCACUUCAGAAAUAACUCGCCACUCAUGUUCGCCGCGACUGACCAUCAAUCUCGCUUCGGGUCGUUGGGUUUCACAGCGCAGCGCGCUAACCACUGCGCCACCGCUCCCACCACCACCACAAUCUGUCGGACUCUUGCACAAUUCUCUUCCAAUAAACUGGACACCGUGGCAGGGGGGGGGGGGGUGAUUCGUGCUCAGCCGCUUGCCACUGCCACUGGCAUCGUUCCUCUCUCCGCCUUCGGGGUUGGCUGUCAUUCAUUAAUCCCCUCGGCAAAUGUAAACACAAUAAAUAACUCGCAUGAAUAAAUAAACAAGUUGCCGGCGCGUUCAUCGCAGCGCUCGCUCUCGGGCUCGCUCCUCUUCGACUGCGACUCGCCGCGCGUGCUGCCCACGUGAACUCCACGCGGCGACUCGCCAGGGCCUAGAGGACUCUGCGGCUCGAGGAAUCGCUCCGUGACAUUUGAGAGAACUCCCCAACUCCCGACGGGGACUCGCAGGGACUCGAAGAUAAAAGGAACUCAAGGAGUCAGAGUCGAGCAAUCGGACUCGAAGGUUCGUAGGCUGAUCGUACAACGACCGAGGUGGUGAUUCAAGGCACCCCCCCCCUCCCCCACCGAGUCAAGGACUCACAGACUCGGGGAUUGAAGGACUCGAAGGUUUAGAAACUCGGAACUUUAGAGACUCUCACUUGGAACUCGGGAUCCGACUCAAGACUCGAGGAAUCCGGUACCCAGGGAAUCGGGAUCCUCGGCCUGAGGGACUGUUGAGACUCCAGAGACACGUGGACCGAGAUACUCGUAAGAGACGCGGGGACUCUGAGACUCGGGGAUUGGAGAGAUCCUGGACUCGAGAGCAGGAUCUCGAUUUGACGUGCAGGAUGACGGAGUGCGGAGCGCAGUGAUCACACAACACAGACUGAAGAGCACCCUGCACACACAGCAAGGCGUCGUCACGCUCGGUGAUCGAACCCACGUGGUUGACACGACCACCCUUGUGACGCCACAGCCGUCGAUGGCAAUCCUCCCUGGCUGGGAAAUGACGGACGCGGGUGGCCCAGCAGAGCCGCGCGACCUGCCCAAUGAGCACCCCGUGGUGAGGGCCCGCGUGCGGGAGCUCCGUGGCCUCGCCCUGCGGGACCUCCCCGGCGUCCCGAUCUGCCUCGCCGACGAUUUCCUGAUGGCCUUCGUGCGGGCCCGUGACCUCGACUGCGCGCAAGCCUUCCAGCUGCUGAGGAAUUACCACCGCUGGAGGGAGGAGUGCUCGGAGCUCGUUGGGGACCUGCGCCCGGGUCCGCUGCUGCCACUGCUGGCUCGGGGCUACCACGGGGCCCUGGCACGGCCCGACACGCACGGCCGCACGGUGCUUCUCUACCGCGUCGACCGCUGGGACCCCAAGGUGCACUCUGCCACGGAGGUGUUCCGCGUGAGCCUCCUCACCUCGGAGCUGCUGGCACGGGACGCGCGCACGCAGCUACGCGGCGUCACGGUCAUCUUCGACCUGCGGGGCCUCCGCUUCGGCCACGUGGCCCGCGUGGGCCCCACCAUGGCGCGCCGAAUCGCCAGCGUCCUCACGGACUCCUUCCCCAUCAAGGUGCGCUCCAUACACCUGCUCAACACGCCGCUCAUCUUCCAGUCGCUCUUCGCCAUCAUCCGGCCCUUCCUGUCGGAGAAGAUGUACUCACGGAUUCACGUGCACAGCGGCGACGCUCCGCAGAGCCUCGUGGACGAGGUGGGGCCCUCCGUGAUGCCCGCCGAGCUCGGCGGAGAGGGCCCCAGCGUGGAGGAGGUGUGCGCCGAGUGGACUCAGGUGCUGCUGGGCUCCGAGAUGGAGCUCCGCCGUGUAACGUCGCUCCACCACGACUCUCUGUGCCCCUGCAAGCUGCUGCUGCUCAAGGACUGAGACCUCCACGAGGUGUCGAGGGGGGUCGGGCGACCGUCGACGCCGCGAGGGACCACGUGGCACGCGCUGUCGCUUCUUUCCGGCUGCUUGAUAUGGGUGCUCAAUUUUAACGACCUCAAAGUCUCAUCAUCAUCAUCAUCGCCGCCGCCACCGCCACCAACGUCUCAAUUUUGCUCUUCCCCUUGGUUUCUGAGAGCCGGGUGUCACUGCAGUGACUCACCCAUAACAACCUCCCUCCUCCUCCUGAUCACAACACACACGGAACUUUCUCGCACAGGUCUGUUCCCAGCCUGCUGCGUUACCCUAUCCCACCACGAUCUCUACAGAAGAAUGGCCAACCGGCUUUUACAUGUCUGGGAAUUAUUAUGGACGAAUAAUACGAAUAAUAGUGCGUUAUGUUUUCAAUAUAUGUGGAAUCUUAUAUAUUUUUUAAGCAAUUAUAAUGGAGCAGUAUCGUAAAUAAAUAGACCGAGCACAGGUCGAUCAAUGUAUAGAUACCUCCUUGGUUUCUACUGACUCUUACAUUAGUCUCAGCUGCCGAUUUAGAAUGUUGAAAAGUGAUUGUUCCUACAGCUUACCGAGCGGAGCUUGUGAAACGAUUGAACGUGAGGAAUUGAGAUGGUUGGGAAAGAAGAUGUUAUUUUGUUUAAACUUCAUUAAUUCCUGCCAGCUAUAUUAGUGGAAAGGAGCGCGUCCAACAGGACGUCCACUGUGGAGAUGGAGCGAUGAAAGCAUUACAAAAAUCUGCCGCUGGCUAGGUGGAUGAAUGUAUCGCAGGCUCGUGAGAGGUAAUGCGGCUUGAGGGAGGCCUUCAUCCAGCAGCGGAUUGACUCAAGUUGAUUUUGUUUUUACCCGGUAUGAACUCGGAGGAGACGAGGAUAGAGGAAUCUCUCAUUUGCGCGAGUGAUACGGGGCAUUGGUCUGCUGCUAGUAGCGGGCAAUGACUGCCGUCGUGUGGUCUAGCCUAGGGGCACCCCUAGUGGCAGCGGUCGCUGUGCAUCAGUCUGUCAGCAGGGGGCGAUGGCUGCUCUGUGUGCGUGUCUGCGUGAUCGUGUGUUGGUGGCUCAGAGAUGUUGACUCCCUCGCCUGGUAUGCAGGAGGUCGUGGGUUCCAUCACGACCCUGACGCGUGGAUUUUUUCUCCGGGUCCUCUGGGGUUUCCCUCCUCAUUUAGAAUCGACAUCACCACGCGUUUAGACUUUAGUGUAUUAAUCUGCGGUACAUUUCCACAUGAGCGACUUCUUUGAACUUUAAUUUGUGAUGGUCAGGUCGCUUAUCAAAAAGAGCUACGUAGCUCAGUGGGCCUUACCUGUUAAAAAAAUUGCAUAAUACCACACGGCAGUAUUAAUCGGGGCGGCCGCUAGAUUCGAACCAAAAAGCACCUCUCGGCGAACGCGCUACCGCUGGUGCCACGUGCCCGCACCAGUCAACCAAUCAGCUAAAUAAUUGAUUCUUAAGCUACCGCGUGGCUCGCCGUCGACGCGAUUUCUAUGCGACGUUGUCCUCUGGACCAAACUGCCGCUGGGCAAUAGCUGGCACGUCAGUUAAACUAGCGAGCGGUCCUGACCUUCCUCUGACCUUGCAGCGCAACGUGGGAAUAUUGGGGGGCGGGGAGCGGGGUACAAACUUCACGCUCUUAACCGUCGUUCUCAUCGGACCAGCCAUGAUCUAUCCACUGCUGGCUGAAGGCAUCGGCUAAGCUGUCCGUGCCUUGCGAUUCCGCGACGUGACAAUCCCAUCUCGCUGCGGCCAAUUUUGACCGCUCCAUCUCCCCGACGGAGGUGCUAACUCUGCAGGUGCUGACUCUGCAGGUGCUAACUCUGCAGGUGCUGCGCUUUACCCGAGCGCGCUGCUGCCGUGGAGCGCUCGGGCUGCCUCGCCUGUACGUUGUGUCACAAAUUGUGUUUUAAUGCACGGACGUAAUUAAAGUAUUACCUGAUGAUGAUAAUAAUAAUGAGAAUGUAACGGCACCUCUUUUGUCAAUCCACUGCUGGAUGAAGGUGUCCCCCACGCCGUGUCGAACGU
Molecule: messenger RNA, 4069 nt
Organism: Petromyzon marinus (sea lamprey)
Lineage: Eukaryota; Metazoa; Chordata; Hyperoartia; Petromyzontiformes; Petromyzontidae
Product: alpha-tocopherol transfer protein-like
Biological process (GO): vitamin transport; vitamin E metabolic process
Cellular component (GO): membrane; late endosome
Molecular function (GO): phosphatidylinositol bisphosphate binding; lipid transfer activity; vitamin E binding
Source: RefSeq, a predicted model, not a curated record